Messenger RNA from Dipodomys spectabilis (banner-tailed kangaroo rat), 5937 nucleotides. RefSeq names its product DEAH-box helicase 8 (gene Dhx8). Gene Ontology annotation, biological process: mRNA splicing, via spliceosome; spliceosomal complex disassembly. NCBI's taxonomy places the organism in Eukaryota, Metazoa, Chordata, Mammalia, Rodentia, Heteromyidae. The transcript is spliced from 23 exons. Gene Ontology annotation, cellular component: intracellular anatomical structure; catalytic step 2 spliceosome. Bases 37 to 3708 code for a protein of 1223 amino acids. The record is from RefSeq and is a predicted model, not a curated record. Gene Ontology annotation, molecular function: RNA helicase activity; ATP binding; RNA binding.
GUCCGGAAGGAGGCCAUCGGGGCCGAAGCUGUCGCUAUGGCUGUGGCCGUGGCCACCGCGGGAAUGCUGAUGGCCUCGGAGCCAGGCCCUGCGGAGGAGCUCGCCAAACUCGAAUAUUUGUCUUUGGUAUCGAAGGUUUGCACGGAACUGGACAAUCACUUAGGGAUCAACGACAAGGAUCUAGCUGAAUUUGUGAUCAGUCUUGCUGAGAAAAAUACCACUUUUGAUACAUUUAAGUCUUCCCUUGUCAAAAAUGGAGCAGAAUUCACAGAUUCUCUUAUUAGUAAUCUACUUCGACUCAUACAAACCAUGCGCCCUCCAGCAAAGCCUUCUACUAGCAAAGAUCCAGUUAAACCCAAAACAGAAAAAGAAAAGCUGAAAGAACUCUUCCCGGUCCUUUGCCAGCCAGACAAUCCAUCUGUUCGGACCAUGCUGGAUGAAGAUGAUGUGAAGGUUGCCGUGGAUGUCUUAAAGGAACUGGAAGCCUUAAUGCCCAGUGCAGCAGGCCAAGAGAAGCAGAGAGACACGGAACACCGGGACAGGACAAAGAAAAAGAAGCGGAGUCGGAGUCGAGAUCGAGAACGUGACCGAGACCGAGAGCGAGAUCGAGACAGAGACAGAGAGCGAGACAGAGACCACAAGCGGAGAUACCGAUCCCGCUCUCGAUCACAUUCCAGGACCCGAGAGAGAAAUAAAGGGAAGUCUAGAUAUCGGUCCAGGAGCAAGAGUCACAGCCCCCUCAAAGACCGAAAGGACCGGGAUAAGUAUGGAGAGAGAAAUCUGGACAGAUGGCGGGAUAAGCAUGUGGACCGCCCUCCCCCUGAGGAGCCUGCCAUCGGGGACAUUUACAAUGGCAAAGUUACCAGCAUCAUGCAGUUUGGAUGCUUUGUACAGCUGGAGGGAUUAAGGAAGCGGUGGGAAGGCCUGGUGCAUAUCUCUGAGCUUCGGCGGGAAGGCCGUGUGGCCAAUGUUGCUGAUGUGGUGAGCAAAGGCCAGAGAGUCAAAGUCAAAGUGCUGUCCUUCACUGGGACCAAGACCAGCUUGAGCAUGAAGGAUGUAGAUCAAGAGACGGGAGAAGAUCUAAACCCAAAUCGACGGCGAAAUUUGGUUGGGGAGACCAAUGAGGAGACUUCAAUGCGGAAUCCGGACAGACCCACUCACCUCUCCCUUGUCAGUGCCCCCGAAGUAGAGGAUGACUCUCUGGAGCGCAAGCGCCUCACCCGCAUCUCUGACCCAGAGAAGUGGGAGAUCAAACAGAUGAUUGCUGCUAAUGUCCUUUCCAAAGAAGAGUUUCCAGACUUUGAUGAAGAGACUGGCAUCCUUCCUAAGGUGGAUGAUGAUGAAGAUGAGGACCUUGAGAUUGAACUGGUUGAGGAAGAGCCUCCAUUCCUGAGAGGUCACACCAAGCAAAGCAUGGACAUGAGCCCCAUCAAAAUUGUUAAGAACCCAGAUGGUUCCCUCUCCCAGGCUGCCAUGAUGCAGAGUGCUUUGGCCAAGGAAAGGCGGGAACUCAAGCAAGCCCAGCGGGAAGCGGAGAUGGAUUCUAUUCCCAUGGGACUCAACAAACACUGGGUUGAUCCUUUGCCUGAUGCGGAAGGCAGGCAGAUUGCUGCCAACAUGAGGGGCAUUGGAAUGAUGCCCAAUGACAUUCCCGAGUGGAAGAAGCAUGCCUUUGGAGGCAACAAAGCUUCUUAUGGGAAAAAGACCCAGAUGUCCAUCCUCGAGCAGAGGGAGAGCCUGCCCAUCUAUAAACUGAAAGAGCAGCUGGUCCAGGCUGUUCAUGACAAUCAGAUCCUAAUUGUUAUUGGAGAGACAGGAUCUGGGAAGACAACGCAGAUUACCCAGUACCUAGCAGAGGCAGGCUACACUUCCAGAGGCAAGAUUGGGUGUACACAGCCAAGAAGAGUGGCAGCCAUGUCCGUGGCCAAAAGAGUAUCAGAGGAAUUUGGUUGUUGUUUAGGUCAAGAGGUGGGCUAUACAAUUCGAUUUGAGGACUGCACCAGUCCCGAGACAGUCAUCAAGUACAUGACAGAUGGCAUGUUGCUCAGGGAAUGCCUGAUUGACCCUGACCUCACUCAGUACGCCAUCAUCAUGUUGGACGAGGCCCAUGAAAGAACAAUUCACACAGACGUGCUUUUUGGGUUGCUGAAAAAGACAGUUCAGAAACGGCAGGACAUGAAGCUGAUUGUCACUUCAGCUACCUUGGAUGCAGUGAAGUUUUCUCAGUACUUCUAUGAAGCACCUAUCUUCACCAUCCCAGGCCGAACUUACCCAGUGGAAAUACUGUACACAAAGGAACCUGAGACAGAUUACCUGGAUGCCAGCCUCAUUACUGUCAUGCAGAUCCACUUAACUGAGCCACCAGGUGAUAUCUUGGUCUUCCUGACUGGUCAGGAAGAGAUUGAUACUGCUUGUGAGAUCCUAUAUGAAAGAAUGAAAUCCUUGGGACCUGAUGUUCCAGAGUUAAUUAUCCUUCCAGUGUAUUCUGCUCUUCCCAGUGAGAUGCAGACCCGGAUCUUUGACCCAGCUCCUCCUGGCAGCAGAAAGGUCGUGAUUGCCACCAACAUUGCAGAAACAUCACUGACUAUCGAUGGCAUCUACUAUGUGGUGGACCCUGGGUUUGUGAAGCAGAAAGUUUACAAUUCUAAGACAGGGAUUGACCAGUUGGUGGUGACACCUAUUUCUCAGGCUCAGGCUAAGCAACGAGCUGGCAGAGCUGGGAGAACAGGCCCAGGGAAGUGUUACAGGCUGUACACAGAACGUGCCUACCGAGAUGAAAUGCUGACCACCAACGUGCCAGAAAUUCAGAGAACCAACUUGGCAAGCACCGUACUGUCCCUCAAGGCCAUGGGCAUUAAUGACCUGCUGUCCUUUGACUUUAUGGAUGCCCCACCAAUGGAAACUCUGAUCACAGCCAUGGAGCAGCUAUAUACACUGGGGGCCCUGGAUGAUGAGGGCCUGCUUACUCGCCUGGGUCGCAGGAUGGCAGAGUUCCCUCUAGAACCAAUGCUGUGCAAAAUGCUCAUCAUGUCUGUGCAUCUAGGCUGCAGUGAAGAAAUGCUGACCAUUGUGUCCAUGCUGUCAGUGCAGAAUGUCUUUUACAGGCCCAAGGAUAAGCAAGCCCUCGCAGAUCAGAAGAAGGCCAAAUUCCACCAGACUGAAGGGGACCAUCUCACCCUUCUGGCUGUGUACAACUCCUGGAAAAACAACAAGUUCUCCAACCCAUGGUGCUACGAGAACUUUAUCCAGGCCCGUUCCCUGCGCCGGGCCCAGGACAUCCGUAAGCAGAUGUUAGGCAUAAUGGACAGACACAAGCUGGAUGUGGUGUCCUGUGGCAAGUCCACAGUCCGAGUGCAGAAGGCCAUCUGCAGUGGGUUCUUCCGUAAUGCUGCCAAGAAAGACCCGCAGGAGGGCUAUAGGACCCUGAUCGACCAGCAGGUGGUUUACAUCCACCCUUCCAGUGCGCUCUUCAACAGACAGCCAGAAUGGGUGGUGUAUCAUGAACUGGUGCUGACCACAAAGGAGUACAUGCGUGAAGUCACCACCAUUGACCCCCGGUGGCUCGUGGAGUUUGCCCCAGCCUUCUUCAAGGUCUCUGAUCCAACCAAGCUAAGCAAGCAGAAGAAGCAGCAGAGACUCGAACCCCUAUACAACCGCUACGAGGAGCCAAAUGCCUGGAGAAUAUCCCGGGCCUUCCGGCGACGCUGAGAGGCAAGCUUGUCCACUUGCCCAUCCUGCAACAUGGCCAGGGCUUAGCCUUCCUCUUGCUGAUGAGAAGCUGAUAUGGAACAUACAGCUGUCUUGUGACUAUAUGUCUUAAUGGCAAUUUCUUACACGUGACUCUUCUUCUCUGGUGUAAGCCUGGCUUUGACCAUAGCCACCAACCCACCCAAGUUUUGGGGCUACUUGGGUCUCACAGCCAGCCUGGGGACACAUUACAUCAUCCUCAAGAAAGGGGCAGCUUGUGCAUCCUUGGGAUAGAAAAGGGGAGUAAGCAAGUGUGUUACACAUGACAGACCAACGAGAACCCUGAUGUCUCCCGGUUGGUGCUCCCUGGAGGAGAGAACCACAGUGCUUGUUCCAGUGGGGGCUCAUUUCCUGCCCAUCAUUUCCUGUCCAUCCUUUAGCUUGACCUAGAAUUACUUAUUUUUUCAAGGAAACAAGAAUGUGAUUCUUUCUGUUUCUUUUUGCUGAAAGGUUAGCAUCUCAGCUUGGAAUCGGGGUAAAGACAAACCCCUGAAACCAGAGUCUAACCCUUGGGUUUUGACAUGAUGCCCAGCGUAGACCUUUCAGCCCUGGAGGAGCAAGCCCAGCCCUGCCAGUCGAUGUGCCACAGAGUUUCAGUCUGGCACCUGAUAGUUUAGAUGCCACGUGUGAACACAGAGGAUCUCCCCUCCCCUCUCUCCAUGUAUAUUGUGCCUCAUUCUUUUGGAAACAUCCAGUGAAUACACCCUGCAUUGUUUUUGAAUAUUUUUUUCCCCUUGACAUCCUCAGUGGACUUAAUUAAGGGGGUUUUAGAGUCGAAGUCUCCCCUUCCUUCCCCUCCCCUACCCCAAGAGAAAAACAGCCGAUUUGUGUUCUGGGGCUGUUCUUAGUGGGUUUUAGUUUGUUUUUUGUUGUUGUUGUUGUUUUUGUUUUGUUUUUUGUUUGUUUUCCCCUAGCAUUUAGUUGGGAAAUGACCACCUCCUAGUGUUCCCCUGCAAAGCACGUGAAGAGGCCCAGCAGGUCCUGCUGGGUAAGACUUUUGAAGUCCCUGAAAGAUUGGGCACCCACUGCUUACCCCUGUAUGUUAGUAAACUCUGAAAUUGCGUAAAUACUAGACUUGUAUGCCAGAGACUGCAUGACAUUCUAGAGUAUAAAGAAAUGUGUGUGGUCCCUGGCAGCAGAGAAAGCACCCUAAAGACACAGUUCAGAGACUCCAAGAGAGAGAAUGUAGGCCAGGGAGCGUGCUGACUGCAGAUCCCUGGCCCUUCAUUAAGCUGAGUGAGCGCCUCUCCAUUCUGUUAGAGUGAGCUCCUCAGUGAGCCCAGGCCAGCAAUGAAGGGCCAGUGUGUCGGCAUCCUGGAAGGCCUUGUGAAGAGACGGUGCAGGGACUGCCAGAUGAAACUGAACAAGGCCCAGCACCCCAUUCCCGUUUUUAUUAGAGCCUGGAUCUCCCUGAUCUGGAGCAGCCCCUGGCUGCGGUGGCCAGACCUGUCCCAGCUGUGCUCAGCACUGACACUCUUGGUACCUAAGAAGAUGACGCUGGGUUUUUAGGUUGAAAGAGGCUGUUUAGUAGGCCAGAGGGACAGCAGGGCAGCUUAUCCUUCUGCUGGAGGUAGGUAAGAUCCCCACUGUGUGGGUGUUUCUUGACCACAUUUAUCACCAAGUUGGGGUCCCUUCUCUGUGAUCACAAUGUGCUUUUGUCCUCAGAAUAGCCAUGUUGACAGCAGAGUGGAGGCUGCUCUCACAUAGUGGAACCAGUUCUUCACAUGACUGACAGCCCAGGAAGAUGUGGGGUAUCUGUGCACACACACAACAGGAGUCUUCUAGCCAUUACAAUAUAGUUUCCCCUAAUUUAGCAGGAUCCUAGUUUAGGAUGCUGUUUGCUGCCUUGAACAUGUGCAGCAUCUCUGUGCACAUAUGCCACUCCCAUAAGAGCCUGCUCUGCAGGCUCUUACGCCCACUGGAGCACCUCCUUUGGCCAGUUUCCUCUGGCUGGUGGCUGUUCUUUCUAGCAGAGCAGUGUUCCUCCAUGUUUGAGGAUUUGAGCAGAGCUCUGAGUUGCAGUUUAAGGAACAGAUGAGAACAGGGAGCAAAUGGCUUAGCCUGUGGAGAGCUUUUUUAAUGGACUCUUGCACCAGACCUUGAAUUUCCACACAUUUUGUACCUUCUUCCCAACAUGAUAACCUGGCUUUAUUACAGAAUUAAAUUAUAUCUAUUUUUUAAAACAUGUUU